CCUUCUUGUCUUCAAGGCCUCUCAACAAGAUGCCUUCUCACAAAAUUUAGGUUCGUCGAUUUGUUCUGACAGAAUCUGAGAAGCUUGUUUGGGCAUGAACAAUGUAUUAUGGGCGCGGUAACGCCUACCCGCUGACGACGCGCUUCCCACCAGAGAACAAAAAGCCUUCCUCGGCGAACGCCGACCUCGACAAUAAGCCCUUCCACGUCUCUAGCUCUACGCCCGACACGGCGCUUUACAAAAGGCUCGAGAGCGACGGCGGGCUUGCCUUGUCUCGCCUUUCCUUCCUUGCUCCUUGCACGGCAAGCAUCGAUAGAGCUCUCUUCAUAUUUCCUAUCUCUUCAAAGUCACCAUCCUCGCUGGGCGAGUCCUCUCCUUUCAUCACUCACGACACACCUUCCUCCCCAUCUCCCUCUUCCGUCGCUGUAGAAAAUGAGGAACGUCAGCACCGCUCGGACACCAAAGUCGGCCGCCUCCUCGGUGCACGGCUCUCGCGCUCAGCGUCACUUGGCCUCGUACGCGUGCGCGCGCACGUCCCUCCCCCGCUCGCCCUUGUCCCUUGUCCCCCACUCCCUCAGUACGCGAUCGCAUCUGCGAAGGGCUCGCCCCCACUCUCGCGUUCGCGUCGUUUCACCCGGAUGUUCAAACGCUUCAUCUCACGGACCUGCAGACGGAGUUCACCCAAAACCACCGCGAACAUGAACCAAAGCGCCCACGUGACCGCGCAUGCACCCAAGCGCCCAGAAAUGGGGAACCGCACGCGUACGCGUACAGAGGACAUCACACACGCAGCGCUCGCUGGCUCACUUGACUACACGAACGUCGAUGCAGACGUCCUUAGCGUCACGGACGUCGACCUCGAUAGCCCUCCCCCCUCUGCGUUCACGUUCUCAACCUCUGUUCCUACGACCCCCGUCACCUCCAGAAGCAUCUGCGGUCCAGGCUUCGGAUUUGGGUUCGUACCGAUGAGCGAGGUCCUCGAUGAGAUGCUCGGUUCUGCCGCAGGUCCUACUUCUCGCGCCAGCGACAGUCCUAGACUGAUAUCAGGCGUCACAUCCCCAUCCUCCCCCGUUUUCGCCAAGAUGCGUCCUCUGAACAGACGCUUCCAGUGGGACAAUCCCGAGCCGUUCGCGUGCGGCGCCCCUGCUCACGUCCGCGUCGAGGUCGAGGAGGUGGUGGACCCGAUGGCGCGUCAUAUCUCGAUGUACGCCUGCGUCGAGAACGUGGGUCUCAACCGUGAAGAGGAUGAUGACGAGGAGGCGGAAUACGAGGAGGACGCUGGGUACUAUGCUUCAGCGUAUGGCGGCAUGGCGGGGAGCGUGCACACCUUUGCAUGCGCGGCGGACUUCUUGCCUUCUCCAUCCGCAGAAACCACCGCUCCCUCGCACUACUCACAGUCGUGCUCGCAUUGCUGUAUACCUGCCCUCGCGGACGGCGACGAGUCGGACGACGUCGCCUCGUUAUCCGACGCCGCUUCCGCUCUCUCCUUCAACUCAGAGUUCGGCUCGACCGAUUGCGCGUCUAACUUCGGCGCCAAGACGGAUGCGAGCACUCCCCCAUCCUCUCUGUCUUCGCCAUCUCCGUCACCGUGCCCUUCCACUCCAACCAUGUCCAUUGCCGACCUCACUACUCCAUUGUCUCUCGAGGAGUUUGGCGAUGUCUCUUCCUACUUGAGGGGCCGGAAGAAGAGCGAGGCAGUGCGCUCGCAGCGCAAGACGAUGCAGGCGCUCGGCGUUGAGGCCGCUGUCGUACGCCAUCAAGGGGUGGUAUUCCGUCCUGUCGUCAACUAGGAAACCAUCUUAGAGUCUAUCCACGUCGAGAUGCCGGGUCAUCUCCCCGAUCAUGUCUCCAUUUUCCACUGGACAUGGACACUUACACAUAGGCUUCCAUGUAAUACCCGCUCGUUUUCUUACGCUGUUCCACUCCAACGCAUUACCCAUCUUUGUACUCGUCCCUGAUCAAAACGCAUAUCAUCGCAUUAUACCACACACACGUCUCUUACAUCCAAUCUGUCACGUACGCUGUACCCUCGCACACGUCAAUGCAUUUGUUCUCCAUCAACC
This is a messenger RNA of Coniophora puteana RWD-64-598 SS2, 2063 nucleotides long. RefSeq lists its product as uncharacterized. NCBI's taxonomy places the organism in Eukaryota, Fungi, Basidiomycota, Agaricomycetes, Boletales, Coniophoraceae. The record is from RefSeq and is a predicted model, not a curated record. The transcript is spliced from 3 exons. Bases 102 to 1790 code for a protein of 562 amino acids.